CACAAUAUUUUUCGCAUCUCUCUGAAACCCUACACCUCUUUCUCUCUCUCGCACUCUUUCUCUCUUUCAAUCAUUCAAUGGAUUCUCUCCAUCCAACUCAACUCCAAUCUUUAGAUCCUUCUCACCCUCUGCCUGAAACCCCAGAUUUUCACUACGAAAACCCUCCUCCUCCGCCAGAACCUCAAUUCUCCGAUCCCCAAAACCCAGACAAAACCCCGACUCAAAAUCCACAAAAUUUAACCGACAACGGCCAUAAUCCUCAGAUCGUCCCCGAGACCACUCCAAGGUUCGAAAUCUCUAGACCCUUACUAUCUGAAAAUGGUCUCACCAACACUAACAGUGGCGACAGGGACUACUCGGGAGGCGAAGAGGAAACGACUAGCCGUCGACGUCGACGCAGUCGAUGGGAUCCGCCUGCUGAUUCCACCACCGGCAAUCAGUCGACCGAUGGUAAUAACAAUGAUUCCAGUAGCGGUACGCGCAAGCGGAAAUCGCGAUGGGCUGAUGAUGAGCCGAAGCCAGUUAUUCAGCUCCCUGAUUUUAUGAAAGAUUUCACUGGAGGUAUUGAGUUUGACCCAGAAAUUCAGGCUUUGAAUGCUAGGCUUCUAGAGAUUAGUCGAAUGUUGCAGUCGGGUUUGCCCCUUGAUGAUAGACCUGAGGGAGCUAGGUCUCCUUCUCCAGAACCAAUUUAUGAUAAUAUGGGAAUUAGAAUUAAUACUAGAGAAUAUAGGGCAAGAGAGAGAUUAAACAAAGAGAGGCAAGAAAUCAUUUCUCAGAUUAUCAAAAGAAAUCCUGCCUUUAAGCCUCCCGCGGAUUACAGGCCCCCAAAGCUUCAGAAGAAGCUUUACAUACCCAUGAAGGAAUACCCAGGUUAUAAUUUUAUUGGAUUGAUCAUUGGUCCAAGAGGGAAUACACAGAAGAGAAUGGAAAGGGAAACUGGAGCCAAAAUUGUGAUUCGAGGUAAAGGGUCAGUAAAGGAAGGGAGACUGCAGCAAAAAAGGGAUUUGAAGCCGGAUCCAUCUGAGAAUGAGGAUUUGCAUGUCUUAGUCGAGGCAGAAACGCAGGAGGCGUUGGAUGCUGCUGCAGGGAUGGUUGAGAAAUUGUUGCAGCCUGUUGAUGAGGUCUUGAAUGAGCAUAAGAGACAGCAGCUUAGAGAACUGGCUGCAUUGAAUGGGACAAUUAGGGAUGAGGAGUAUUGUAGGCUGUGUGGUGAGCCAGGACAUAGGCAGUAUGCAUGUCCUUCACGUACUACUACAUUUAAAAGUGAUGUGCUGUGUAAGAUUUGUGGCGAUGGUGGACAUCCGACUAUAGAUUGUCCUGUGAAGGGAACAGCAGGGAAGAAAAUGGAUGAUGAAUAUCAGAACUUCUUGGCUGAGUUAGGGGGGACUAUGCCAGAAUCCUCAACUAAGCAAACUUCCACCUUAGCUUUGGGUCCAGGUAGUUCUGGAAGCAAUCCCCCCUGGGCUAGUAAUACUGGAGGUCUUGGUAGUGCUAAUCAGCCGGGACUAGGAGCAAAUGGAAUUAAACCUAUCAAGGAGUAUGAUGACACUAAUUUGUAUAUUGGGUAUUUGCCACCUAAUCUUGAUGAUGAUGGUUUGAUUGGAUUGUUUUCAUCUUUUGGUGAUAUUGUGAUGGCUAAGGUCAUCAAAGAUCGAGUUACUGGAGUGAGCAAAGGCUAUGGUUUUGUGAAAUAUCGUGAUAUCCAAAUGGCUAAUAAUGCAAUUGCAAGCAUGAAUGGGUAUCGUAUAGAUGGACGGACCAUUGCUGUGAGGGUUGCUGGCAAGCCACCACAGCCUACUGUUCCUCCAGGGCCUCCUCCAUCAACUAUGCCCACAUACCCUGUUUCAUCUCAGCCAGUUGGUGCCUAUCCGUCACAGCAGUUUGCACCAGGUGGUCCUCUUCCAAAUGCACCACCUGCAGGCUACGCAGCUGCUCCUGCAAGCUAUACUGGAACUCCAGUUCCAUGGGGACCACCAGUACCUCCUCCUUAUGCUCCUUAUGCUCCUCCCCCUCCUGGGUCGACUAUGUAUCCUCCUGUCCCAGGACAGCCUAUGCCCCCUUAUGGUGUACAAUAUCCUCCACCAGUACAGCCUGUCCCCUCUGGUGCGCCAACUCAGACAGUGACUUCUAGUGAAGGUCAGCAAAGCUACCCACCAGGAGUGCAGUCUGAAAACAGCACGUCUGCUCCCCCACCAUCAUCAAAUAUCUAUGGGAACCCUGGUGUGGCAAUGCCUUCUGGAGUUCAACCUGCAUAUGCUACAGCUUCAUUAGGUUAUUCAUCUUAUUACAAUGCAGUUCCUCCUCCUCCUCCGGCACCUGUCCCAACAACUGACCAUUCACAGGGCAUCAGUAAUGUUCCUUGGGCCCCAAAUCCACCUCCGCCUCCUCCAGUUUCUGCUGCUUCGGAAAAAGCAACUUUUGGUGCAGAUGCAGAGUAUGAGAAGUUCAUGGCAGAGAUGAAAUGAUGCAGCCUCUUUGGUAUUAGUUUCCAGUUCAGAGGCCUGAUGUUUGUUGGAGCAACCUGAUUUCUUACCUCUUGCCAUGACUUUGUUGGAAGUUUGGGACUCACAUCUUUAACCUUGAUGUACUCUUUAUGACAUUUGCAGAGAAUUGGGCAGAAGAUUCUUCUGUUUUGGAGAAGCCGCUCAAAAUUCAUUCAUAUUAAUAUUUCUUGUUUUGUAGGACAUAGUUGGUUCCGAACGGAUGCUUGUUGGUCCUAUAUAAUGUCUGGUUGCUAAUAUUUUCUUUGUGCUCUUCGUCACUUAUAGACUUCUGGAAGCUGCUACUGACAUCUUUAUUGUUAUAUUUUUUUCUUUUUGGGGAAUGUUUAACCAUGUGGUUUAUUUGCA
Molecule: messenger RNA, 2849 nt
Organism: Manihot esculenta (cassava)
Lineage: Eukaryota; Viridiplantae; Streptophyta; Magnoliopsida; Malpighiales; Euphorbiaceae
Product: splicing factor-like protein 1
Exons: 2
Coding region: 78-2465 (795 amino acids)
Biological process (GO): regulation of mRNA splicing, via spliceosome
Cellular component (GO): nucleus
Molecular function (GO): mRNA binding; zinc ion binding
Source: RefSeq, a predicted model, not a curated record